Messenger RNA from Dibothriocephalus latus, 306 nucleotides. NCBI's taxonomy places the organism in Eukaryota, Metazoa, Platyhelminthes, Cestoda, Diphyllobothriidea, Diphyllobothriidae. The record is from the annotation of a GenBank genome assembly.
AUGGCCCACACUUCGUCGGUCUGUGCCCUACUUAACACCCGGCCCAGUGGGGAACAGAGAAUGAAGUUGAUGCAGUACAUGUCUAUUCUCACUACCAUCCAGGACGGGUCUACAUCCCUGUACCUAUCUGCUGAGGAGGACACAGUGGACGUCAUCGAAAAUAAUGAUCGGAAUUUUGUGUGUGUAGUCGUUUUCAAUGUUGUCCACCCUGGCGAUGACCGGCUGGUGCCCGAUCUUAUUGAGCGAACACUUUGCCUUUAUCUGCCUCCUCUUUCUUCCACUCUCCUACUUAGGCCCGGCGUCUAG